UACGCACACUCGAGUCAACGGGCUCACCAUGAUGGGCGUGUGAAAUCGUGGGUUGUAUUCACGAGCUAGCAGAGUACAGAGCGCAUCGGAGGUGCAUGGCAGCACUCCGCCAAGGUGCAGCGCGGCGGCCCAAGCUCUCCAAAGUCUCUCCACCGAGAGAAUCCCGCUUUCCGCUCCACUCGUCCAUCUCCCGUUGAUACUGCAAUCAUGUCGCGCGCAUCAAAGCUGACACUUGCUACCACUUCGCUCGGUGCAAUUGGCAUCGUCGUCUUCGUUCACUACUCUCAACGCGCAGAGAAAGCUGCUAUGCACGCAGGUGUCAUCCGUGACUACGAGCAGCAGCGACUGAAACGCGAACGACAAGCCGACUUCGAGAUGCAACGGGCUCUUGAAGAGGAAUACAGGAAGGUCCAAACCGUUUCGGACGGUGGAGGACCAGCAGCAUACCAAGGCCGCGGCACAGCAUCUUAGUAGCAGCCAUAUUCCGUUUGCGCAAAUUACAGGCCUAGGCAGUGAGGCUCUCACCGGAAAAUUGUAAAGCAUCGAGGCCUCCAUCCGCUACAGCUCUGGGUGCUCAAACCUCGCCC
Messenger RNA from Paraphaeosphaeria sporulosa, 587 nucleotides. RefSeq lists its product as uncharacterized. NCBI's taxonomy places the organism in Eukaryota, Fungi, Ascomycota, Dothideomycetes, Pleosporales, Didymosphaeriaceae. The coding region runs from base 208 to 471 and encodes 87 amino acids. Gene Ontology annotation, biological process: mitochondrial respiratory chain complex IV assembly. The record is from RefSeq and is a predicted model, not a curated record. The transcript is spliced from 2 exons. Gene Ontology annotation, cellular component: mitochondrion.